This is a messenger RNA of Oncorhynchus mykiss (rainbow trout), 2483 nucleotides long. The record is from RefSeq and is a predicted model, not a curated record. NCBI's taxonomy places the organism in Eukaryota, Metazoa, Chordata, Actinopteri, Salmoniformes, Salmonidae.
CUUCAGUUUAAACGGAAGUGAACAGUGACCAAGAACAAUUUCCACGUUAGCGUUUUUUGUUGUUAUUUAGACGUUAAUUAACAACAUGGGACGAACAAAUAUGACAAAUUUAGCUGCACAGCAUCACAUGUAGUUUUUAAUUCGCGUUGGAGACAAGACUUGGUUGAUAGAUGUUAUUUAGGUGACGCUGAACUAACAAUGGCUAACUGUAUGGUUUUUCACACUCAAAUAGCCUCCAUCAUGGAAGUGCUAGCAAAUUCAGCCGUGGCAGAGAUCUGUAAACUCGUAGACGACGACUAUGCAGUGUUUCGUUUGGAAAUUUCUCAAAGCCAGAAAGAAAACAGGGGAUUGCGUAGGAAACUACAGCUACUUGAACUGAAGGUAGCAAGGGAGCGCGCAGACAGGACAAUGCGAGAUCGCAUCCUCGCUAGUCGUCCCAGUAAUGUCAAGAUCCUAGACCGAUACAGAGGAAUGGAAAAAGGUGAAGGAGAUCUCACUGGAGGCCACAGGAGCUUUGUGAAGGCAGCAGGACAAAAUACAUGGAGAGAUGACCAACCAAUCACUGUUGAUGAGGGGAGCGGAACCUCGACCCAGCACGUUAUCGUGAUAGAGGCUGCAGAUGCAGAGGCUGCAGGUCCUGGGGUCAAGCAGGAGAGGUCUGAAGGACAGGAGGACCCACGUCACAGCAGAAACAUCCAGGUGGAAGCAGCGGCUGAAGUGGUUCCCCCUGUAGCCAUGGAGGACCCCACCACCGCUCCAGUGCAGCCCAGGAUCAGACACAGCAUCACGGAGGAGGAGGAGGGUCCAGAGGUGCUCCUGGUGAAGGAGGAGGGGUGUGAGGAGGGUCUGGGGAACCCUAAGUGGACCAUGGUCAUGGAGGACAACCAGACUACACCUGAACCAACUGAGGAACCAGCUGUGCAGCACAGGACCGCACACAGUCUCACUGAGUCAGUAGACAUGGAGGAUGGGAAGCCUGAUCUGUUGAUAGUCAAAGAGGAGACAAUAGAAGAUGGACCAGAUAGCAUUGAUCUGCUGAGUGGACUAAAGAUGGGGGAGCAAGGUGAUUGGCUGGAGGCAAACAGAGGAGACUGGGCGGUCAUCUUGGAUUCCCAGACCCAGACUGGUGCAGCCAAGGGCCCAGGGGACGACAUCACUGAGCAGGCCAGGACCAGAGGUGACAUAGUGGAGGUCAGUGGAUGGGCCAGCGUCCUCAACUCUGGACUGGGGAACAACACUGUUAACCACAACCAGAAACAGACUGACAAACACAAAACAACAACCGAACUUAGUCUCCAUGACAACAGACUAGCUGAGACCAGGGUGAGGUGUAGAUUUAGUCUGCUGGGACAGGGAGGUGUCCGUACGCAAUGAAAGAGAACAGAUACAGACUGGGCUAGAAAUGUGCCGUCCUGCUUCUAUAGUUGUGAUUCAGAGAGACUGAAGGCGCCUCAGGUUAACCCCCUAACAGGUGCUGCCUUCAGCCUGCCUUCUAUAGGAUCUAUCAACUGGAACAUGGACCCUGCGACAACACAGACACUCCCUGGUCUUUGUCCUCCUCACACUCCCCUAAUGUUAAACCAGACCUCAGACAAAGCCAGUGCCUCAACACUAAAUGGCUACACAAGCCCAUUGACAAAUGACAGUAGUAGUAACGCCAUCAGUAGAUCUAGCAAUAGUAAAGAGAAACGGUUCCUCUGCAUGUUCUGUAACAAAGGCUUCAGCUGCCCCCAGAAGGUGGAGAUCCACCAGAGGGUCCAUACAGGGGAGAAGCCCUUCAGCUGUACCAAGUGUCACAUGCGCUUCACCGAGGCUGGCAACUUGAAGAGGCACCAGAGGGUCCACACGGGGGAAAAACCCUUCAGCUGUACCCAGUGUCACAUGCGCUUCGCCCAGGCUGGAGACCUGAAGAGGCACCAGAGGGUCCACACAGGGGAGAAACCCUACAGCUGCCCCCAGUGUGAGAAGAGGUUCUCCCAACAGCAGCAGCUGAAGAUGCACCUGAAGGUCCACGUGUGAGAAAGGCCUUUCACCUGUACGCACUGCGGGAAGAGGUUCUCAGAGAGGAGCUACCUCAGGAUACACCAGCAGAAAAAACAUUCUACUCCAUAACUUAGAAAGUAACCAUUCCGCUCAAUAGCUUAUGAUGUUUAGAUCAAAACCUGCAUUAGACUCAGUGAGAAAGUAGAUGCACAAAGUAAACAGCAGGAGUGGGUCAAUUUCUACAACUGUGUUGAAGUGCAAGUCCCAUUGUGGAAUACAUAAGGCAUAUACUGUAUGAGCCUAAAGUCUGUUACAUAUUGUGUUUGUACUGUGUACGCUAUACGUUCACAAAUGCCUGUUUCAUACUACUUUAAUGAGAAAGUGAAUGCAGUUGAUCAAGUUCAGGCAGAUUUUUAGUUGAGUUGAGACCUGUAUGUGUGGUUUUCAUAUGGUGUAUUUAACACUUUUUUUAUGUUUAAUAAACACAAAACAAUUUUUUA